AUGGACAGAGCAAUGGACCGGCAAGUCACGAGGAAACUCACCAAGAUGAAGCCAAAAGCAGGCAUCCGUAUACAAAAGUCCCUGCUCGACCUUCCCACCGAGAUACUCCAGCAUGUAGCCUGUUUCCUGCCCACAGACCACGAUCUCAGAAAUCUCAACCUAGUCUGCAGAGAGAUGAGAGAUCGAGUCCUGGCUACCGAGUCGGUGGUCUGGAGGGCUCGGUUUGAGGAUGAGUACGACCUUCCUGUGGGACGAACCAACGCUGAGCUCAAGGCCGAGUACCAAACUCGAGCUAUCGUCCUUCCUCAGACUAUUGAUUUCAGGCAGGAAUCGAGUGAGCACCAGACGCUCUGGCUGGAGGUCCUACAGCAGAUGCUCCUCGAGUCUCUGACUCUGCCUCUCAAGUCUGCUACGUUCAAGACGUAUGAUCGAAUUCGGGAAACUCUGACGAAAAGUGACCUCCUGGAGCAUCCAUGGAGAGAGCAUCCAUCGGAGCUCUUUUGCACAGUUCAAUUGUGUCUCGCUGCCCUGGCCCUCGCACUUGAUCCCGUGGAUAAGUCCACACCGGCUAUCAAGAACAAAUGCACCCGAUCUGAAUACGAUAUUGCGACAGUAUAUUCGCAUGGAAAGAAACCCGAUGGGCCAUUCAUUGCUCAUGAGAAGCUUGACCUGGCCACCUUACUGCACAUGCGAGGCUUUUGGCAGCGUCACCUCUUAAAUCAAGCUGAGCAGACUUAUCACGAGUCGUUUGCCAAGCUCCCUAUAGAUUCAAGACCCCAGCUACGCAAGUCCAGUACUGAUCAGGAAACAGGCCUGAGUGUUUCAUGGCUUGGGUACUAUUCAUGCCUCCAUCCCAUGCCAGCCUCACGCAAGGACUUUGAAGACCAAGAGACCUGCGCGGACCUCCGAGGAGAUCAUCUCAGCCAAGUCGAAGUCAUGACCUUGGACAUCCACAUCACACCAAACGAUACCUUCUGGCCCGACCACUGCAACCGAACCAUUCCUUUAUACGGCGGCAACGGGACAUCUCGUACAUACUUUCGCGGCACACAGUCCACCCUCAACGGUGACCCGGCCGAAAACCCGGUAUUCGGAUUCACUGAAGCGAUCGCCCAUCCAUAUGGCGGGUUCCCAGGAUGGACGCGCAUUGGCUUCGCAAUCUGCGAGGAGCCGGACGGCAGCAGUGACGAGGAAGAUGAGAUGAUGGAUAUUGAUGAUGAUGAUUCGGACGACAAUUAUUACUGGGUCCAUGGGUAUGAGGGUGUCAUCUUGCCUGGUGGGUGGAUUAUGCUGGGUCGGUGGAUGGACUUGAAGAACAUGGAUGCUAGUGGACGGGGCCCAUUCAUUUUUUGGAAUCUGUGA
Molecule: messenger RNA, 1362 nt
Organism: Penicillium brasilianum
Lineage: Eukaryota; Fungi; Ascomycota; Eurotiomycetes; Eurotiales; Aspergillaceae
Source: the annotation of a GenBank genome assembly